Molecule: messenger RNA, 4091 nt
Organism: Python bivittatus (Burmese python)
Lineage: Eukaryota; Metazoa; Chordata; Lepidosauria; Squamata; Pythonidae
Gene: ABCB9
Product: ATP binding cassette subfamily B member 9
Biological process (GO): peptide transport; transmembrane transport
Cellular component (GO): lysosomal membrane
Molecular function (GO): ABC-type peptide transporter activity; ATP hydrolysis activity; ATP binding
Source: RefSeq, a predicted model, not a curated record
CUGGGAGCCGCUCAGCCUCCGCCGGCUCCGAGCUGCCCGGGUGAUGCGAAGGAUGUUCGCGCGUCCCGCGCUCGCCUGCAGGAAAAACUGAGAAAUGUUGGUAUUAACCCUGGGCUAGGAGCUUCUGGUCUCUUCCUUCCCUUUGAGACCGCUUUACAAUUUCUACAUCUCUACCUCAUUCUGGAACCAGUUUAAGAUGCGUGCCUGGAAAGCAGUGGCUAGCACUCUCACCUUCAUAGGUGUGGACGUGACAUUGACCACGUUGCUGUACGAAUAUAAUCGCCAUAGCAGUAGCAUCCUGCAGGAUCUCAAGCGCUUCAACAUCUUUGAUUCCAUGCUGGACAUUUGGGGGUCUUGCUUAUAUCGGAGCUGCCUGCUCUUGGGGGCCUCCAUCGGGGUUGCCAAAAAUACCAGUUAUGGUCCAAAACGAUUGAAAGGGUCCCGGAUCUUUAUCGUCCUGGUCUGUCUGGCAGUUGGGAUUUAUGCCUUGGUCAAGUUGCUUCUUUACUCUGAAGUGAAAAAGACCAUCAAGGAUCCUUGGUUUUGGGCUCUGUUUGCUUGGACCUACGUCUCGCUGGUGGCCACCUUCUCCUUGUGGCAGCUGCUCUCUUCUGUGACACCGGCCAGGGAUACCUUAGGAAUUAAUUCUGAAUCCAGGGCUGAAGCGGAAGAAAUUGGAGACCCUAAUUCUCCUGGGGUUCGGGAAAAGGAGGAGGCACCAGCUGCCACCAUUUGUAAACUCUUGUCCUACACCAAACCAGAUGCUCACUUCCUCGUGGUGGCCUUUUUUUUCCUCUUACUUGCUGCUUUAGGAGAAACUUUCCUUCCCUACUACACUGGCCAGGCCAUUGAUGGAAUAGUCAUCCAGAAGAGCAUGGACCAGUUUUCCAGAGCAGUGGUGAUCAUGGCGCUUCUAGCCAUAGGAAGCUCAUUUGCCGCAGGUAUCCGGGGCGGCCUCUUCACCCUUGUGUUUGCUAGAUUGAACAUCCGGCUUCGCAACAGGCUGUUCCGGUCACUAGUUGUGCAGGAAAUGAGCUUCUUCGAUGAAAAUCUCACCGGCGACAUUAUUUCCCGACUAACAUCAGACACAACAAUCGUGAGUGAUCUGGUCUCCCAGAACAUCAACAUCUUUUUGCGCAACCUGGUCAAAGCCACAGGGGUCAUUGUUUUCAUGUUUAGCCUCUCAUGGCAGCUUUCCUUGGUGACCUUCAUGGGCUUCCCUAUAAUCAUGCUGAUGUCAGACCUUUAUGGGAAAUACUAUAAGAAGCUCUCUAAAGAAGUCCAGAAUGCUUUGGCCAAGGCGAACAACACCGCCGAAGAAACCAUCUCAGCUAUGAAGACAGUCCGAAGCUUCGCCAACGAGGAGGCAGAGGCUGAUGUCUAUUGGGACAAAUUGCAGCAAGUCUACAAACUCAACAAAAAGGAGGCUAUGGCUUAUAUGUACUACGUGUGGUCGAAUGGACUCACCCUUCUCGUCGUUCAAGUUAGCAUCCUGUACUACGGAGGUCACCUGGUGAUCACUGAGCAAAUGACUAGUGGAAACUUGAUCUCCUUCAUUAUUUAUGAAUUUGUCUUGGGAGACUGCAUGGAGUCGAUUGGUUCAGUUUACAGCGGCCUCAUGCAGGGUGUGGGAGCUGCUGAAAAGGUGUUUGAGUUCAUAGACCGUCAACCAACGAUGAUGAGCGAUGGGACUCUGGCCCCCAACCAACUGGAAGGAAGAGUGGAGUUUAAGAAUGUCAGUUUUGCUUACCACACCCGGCCUUCAUCCCAAGUCUUACAGGAUGUCUCCUUCACGCUCCAUCCUGGGAAAGUGACUGCUCUGGUGGGUCCUUCAGGCAGCGGGAAGAGCUCUUGUGUCAACAUCCUGGAGAAUUUCUACCCUCUCCAACAGGGGCAGGUUCUUCUGGAUGGGCAGCCUAUUGACAUGUAUCAGCACAAGUAUCUUCACUCAGUGAUCUCUCUGGUGAGCCAAGAGCCGGUACUGUUUGCUCGAUCUAUUGCAAAAAACAUAUCUUACGGUUUGGCCUCAGUCCCGUAUGAAUUAGUUGUUCAAGCUGCCCAAAACGCCAAUGCCCACACCUUUAUUAUGGAAUUGCAAGAUGCCUAUCACACAGAAGCAGGGGAAAAGGGAACUCAACUCUCCGGCGGUCAGAAGCAGAGAGUAGCUAUUGCAAGGGCUUUAAUCAGAAACCCACCAAUCCUGAUCUUAGACGAAGCCACAAGUGCCUUGGACGCAGAGAGCGAACACGCGAUCCAGAAAGCUAUUUAUGGGCAGGUCCAGAACCACACAGUGCUUGUCAUAGCCCAUAGACUGAGCACUGUGGAAAAGGCACACAAUAUCAUUGUCCUCGACAAGGGCCGUGUGGUACAACAAGGGACGCAUAAGCAGCUGAUGGAAGAAGGCGGCCUUUAUUACAAGCUAGUGCAAAGACAGAUUCUCGGCCAUGAAACAGGCACAGGGGACUGCUGUCCGAUGGAUGGUGGCUUGGCUGGCCUCCAGAGAGAUUCUCCCAAGACAAGAUUGGCAGAAGAGUUCCAGGUGUGACACCGUCCUGCUGUCAACCGAUCCUGGAAAUGAAUGUAACAAGGGUUCCCAUCAAAGCUCACCUGGAAGCUUUCACAGGGCUUCCCCAGUCUUCCGUAUCUGAUGGUGUCUAUUUACAAUCCUAAGCAGUUGUCCAACCUGAAUUAUUCCCAAGAGGUAGCACCCUGUAGAUCAGAAAGAAAACCAGAUUCAGUUCUCUUAACGGCCUAUGUGUUCUUCCUCCCAUUGAUACACCUGCAAACUUUGCUGUUAUGUAUAAAUGGGCAUGAUUUUUAGGUGCAUGCAUUGAAGAGAAGAAUAAAGAUCUGCGACAGAUCACCAAGGCGAGGGCUAUGGGCCAGGAAGGAAACACUUGCUUGGGAUUGGCACUGAAGCCAACUGGUUUACUUUGGGAUCACUCUGGUGCCUACAGAUUGCCUUUGUGCUUCCUUGAAAGUUGAAUUGGACCUAUAAAUAUGGUGCACUUUCCACAGGGAGCUUAGCUCAACUAGAAUUUGGUACCUCUGAUAUCUAGAUGUUGUAGCCAAGGCCAACGGUUCUGGGUAUCUCUGGGCAAAGUGUGCUACUCUACAUGCUGUGAUUGUCACACGCUGUGUAUGCAUGAAGGUUUUCUUUUAAAGCCAGCACUGUUUCAAUUGGGCAAGGGCUAUUUCCAGUUGCUUUCAGAUGCCACGUAGUAGCAGCAUCCCCGACGGCAUUGCAAUAGAACCUCCAGCCAUAACAGUAGAACAAGAGGAUUGCAUCUCUGGCCUGCAAUGUGUACUUUGAUGGUAAUAAAGGCUGAGAGAGAGCCUUGGUUAGGGGAAAUGGGCAGUUUUAUUGGGGAAACAAUUUGAAUAAUUUAAACAUUUAUUGCUCUUAUGGGUUGCACACACUCUGUGUUGGGCGCAUGAAUACCUCAACUAGUAAGACAGCUCUGUUUACAAACCAUUCAUUUCUCAAGAACAAAGAUUUGUUUUUCCUUCUUUUUUAUUUUAAUACCUAAAACCAGAUAUGUCAGUUUUAAAAUCAGCCCAUUUCGUCAGGGAACAUUUCCUGCAAUUUUUUAUUUUAAGAUAUAGAUUCUGCUAACAGUUCCAAAUAUUGAGGGUUAUAGUUGUUUUGUUUAAUUAGUUGAUCAUCAGGCAUAAGUUCUCUAAAUUAUUUUGAUGGAUUUGUUUUCACUCUAACAAACAAAGGAAAGCAAAAAAAAAAAAAAACCCUCCCAAACUUAGCUGCCUAAUUUGACUUAUUUUGAUCUUUUACAGUUGGAUAAAUGAUUAAAGUUCUCAGCCAAAUAUAUGCUUUAAAAAAACAAACCAAAACUUUGAAUUGAGAUCGAACAAUUACCCACAACCCUUGAUCUUAGUAAUUUUAAAGGCCAAGAAGCAAUUUUAAAAUGGUAGUUUGUUCUGUCUUUGUAGCCUUUCCAGUUAUACUUGGUUGUAAAAUGACUCAAGCACUUUAGCACAUUUUAAUUAUUUUCUGGUACUUUGAUGCUUCUAUGUUUGGGCAGAUUUUUGUUGUUAGCAAUGUUUUAAAAAAGAAGCAUAUAGUAUUUUAGCAA